Messenger RNA from Ochotona princeps (American pika), 1858 nucleotides. It is a transcript of the gene DHH, whose product is annotated as desert hedgehog signaling molecule. Bases 289 to 1479 code for a protein of 396 amino acids. NCBI's taxonomy places the organism in Eukaryota, Metazoa, Chordata, Mammalia, Lagomorpha, Ochotonidae. Gene Ontology annotation, molecular function: calcium ion binding; patched binding. The record is from RefSeq and is a predicted model, not a curated record. Gene Ontology annotation, biological process: protein autoprocessing; regulation of gene expression; cell fate specification. The transcript has 3 exons.
UCCCGGGCGUUCUAGCAGCGGAGCCGGGCAGCGGAGGCCGGCUGGGCUGGCAUUCACCCACGACCCCCCUCCCCUGCUAUGUCGGUCUAUCCGUAGCAGGUUCCAAGCCCCCCACCCCUGACCCCGCCCCAGUGGCAUGUGGGCAGAGCUAGCGGUGGCCAGGUACGCAGAGCCACUAGGGCUCUAGAGCACUCUGGAGGGCACCUCUGGUGCCUGCGGAGAUGCCCAACUGACAGGCGAGCCGGUGAGGACAGAAAAGUUCCCUUUGGGCCCGCGUCUGCUGCAUCCAUGGCACUGCCGGCCAGUCUACUGCCCUUAUGCUGCUUGGCGCUUCUGGCGCUCCCGGCCCAGAGCUGCGGGCCGGGCCGGGGCCCCGUGGGCCGGCGCCGCUACGUGCGUAAGCAGCUCGUACCGCUGCUCUACAAGCAGUUUGUGCCCAACGUGCCUGAGCGGACCCUGGGCGCCAGUGGGCCGGCUGAGGGGAGGGUGGCCAGGGGUUCCGAGCGCUUUCGGGACCUUGUGCCUAAUUACAACCCCGACAUCAUCUUCAAGGAUGAGGAGAACAGUGGUGCAGACCGUCUGAUGACCGAGCGCUGCAAGGAGCGUGUGAACGCGCUCGCUAUAGCAGUGAUGAAUAUGUGGCCCGGAGUGCGCCUCCGGGUGACCGAGGGCUGGGACGAGGACGGCCACCACUCGCUAGACUCGCUGCACUACGAAGGCCGGGCACUGGACAUCACCACCUCCGACCGCGACCGCAACAAGUACGGGCUGUUGGCGCGCUUGGCCGUGGAAGCUGGCUUCGACUGGGUCUACUACGAAUCCCGCAACCACGUCCACGUGUCGGUCAAAGCCGAUAACUCGCUGGCCGUGCGAGCAGGCGGCUGCUUUCCGGGAAACGCCACCGUGCGCCUGCAGAGCGGCGAGCGGAAGGGCCUCAGAGAGUUGCACGGCGGAGACUGGGUGUUGGCGGCCGACGCGGCAGGCCGGGUGGUGCCCACGCCGGUGCUGCUCUUCCUGGACCGGGACCUGCAGCGCCGGGCCUGGUUCGUGGCUGUGGAGACCGAGCGGCCCCCGCGCAAACUGCUGCUCACGCCCUGGCACCUGGUGUUCGCGGCUCGCGGGCCAGCGCCCGCGCCAGGGGACUUCGCCCCGGUGUUCGCGCGCCGGCUGCGCGCGGGAGACUCGGUGCUGGCGCCCGGCGGGGACGCCCUCCGGCCGGCGCGCGUGGCCCGCGUGGCGCGCGAGGAGGCCGUGGGCGUGUUCGCCCCGCUGACGGCGCACGGGACGCUGCUGGUGAACGACGUCCUGGCCUCGUGCUACGCGGUUCUGGAGAGUCACCAGUGGGCACACCGCGCCUUUGCCCCUUUGCGCCUGCUGCAUGCGCUAGGGGCGCUGUUCCCGGGUGGCACCGUGCAGCCCACUGGCAUGCACUGGUACUCUCGGCUCCUCUACCGCCUGGCUGAGGAGCUGCUGGGCUGAGAGCCCCGGCUGGACCAGCUGGGGCUGCGGUGGGGGCUGCUGGCCGAGACCUGGGGAUGAAGUGGAGGGGAGAGGCUACUGGGGAGGACCAGAGGGGCAGGAGGGCUGUGGGGACUGCCUGUUUAAGGGGUGACUGAGAACUGAGAGAAGUGAUCCCUGGGUCCUAGGUAGCUGAUGUUGAUGGCAGAUCUCUUGGUACCCAGGGCCUUAGCCCCACCCAAUAGUUUUAUUUUAUUUUCUAUUUAUAAAUUGUAAUAUAAUGAUCUGCUUGCUUGCCCAGCCUGUCAAGGGAAGGGGCUGGGGCACUGCCUUAACUGCUGCCUGACGCAGCCAGACAUUUUGACUGACAGGUGGGCUAAUAAAGGGGAGGCUUCUGGGA